Molecule: messenger RNA, 2032 nt
Organism: Oncorhynchus keta (chum salmon)
Lineage: Eukaryota; Metazoa; Chordata; Actinopteri; Salmoniformes; Salmonidae
Product: transmembrane protein 138-like
Exons: 6
Coding region: 759-1247 (162 amino acids)
Cellular component (GO): cilium
Source: RefSeq, a predicted model, not a curated record
CCAUGGGGAUGGCUGAACGAACGAGAGGGGAUUUAUUUCCGGGUUUCAGGACGGAAAUGGCGUUUCCAUGGUAUUCGAAGAAAAGCCCGCAAAGCAAACACGGCCUUUGGCUUAAGAUAGCUAAUGAACUAGCCGACGGUGACUACUCAAUACUUCAUCCAACCCGUAAAUAAAGGGAGGACUAGAUGGCUAGAUUGGGAAGAUCGUGAUGAAGCUGAAAACCUGUCUUGUAUUCUCAUUUCAAAGUGACUCCAGUCCCAUCUGUUCAGUUUGGCUACCAGCAGAUUUAGGACUGAAGGGCUCUCUGCCUGGAUGACAAGCACACAGCCUACAUCCCUGAACACUGGUGAAAUUGCAUAGGAACGAAGAAGAUGGAAGGACCUCUUGAGUUUUUUUUUUAACAGAACAUGGAAUUUGACUGUAAUUAUGAGUGGAAUGAAUGUUUUAUAAUACUAAAUGAAGAUUUAAAGGCAUCUAAACAUCAGUGGAUUGUGGAAACCAAAGUAAAGCUGGUUACCAGGCUCAAGGUGGGGAGACGGGUAGCCUGAAGGGCAACCGGAGGGUCGACAGACUGAAAUCCAGAGCCCUAUAAGCUGAUCUGAUUGUUUAAAAGACCAAUUACUGGAGAGAGAAAAAAAAAUAUUGGUCUGUCUGUAAACGCAGCCGGAGACGACGAAGCUAGAGGCUGUGAACGUGUGAAGUUCAUCCCAGCUGUGUGCAGGUGUUCCUGGGCUAUGUAGCCAGACUUAACCCCUAGCAUGCUCCAGACCAACAACUACUCGCUGGUCCUUCUGGUCCAGCUGGGUCUGCUGACCUAUGACCUGUUCGUCAACUCCUUCAGCGAGCUGCUCAGGGCAGCGCCCGUCAUCCAGCUAGUGCUGUUCAUUAUCCAGGAUAUAGCCAUCCUGUUCAACGUGAUCAUCAUUCUGCUGAUGAUGUUCAACACCUACGUGUUCCAGGUCGGUCUGGUCUCUCUGCUACUGGAGAGGUUUAAAGGCUUGCUGGUGCUGUCUGCCAUCUACCUCACUCUCAGCAUCUCCUUUCACUGCUGGGUAGUGAACCUGAGAUGGCUGGAAUCGAAUCGUUUCAUCUGGACGAACGGCCUGUGUGUCCUCUUCGUCUUCCAGAGGGUUGCUGCAGUGUUGUAUUUCUACGUUUACAAACGGACAGCAGAGUGUCUGGGCGACCCGCGGCUGUAUCAGGAUUCUGUCUGGCUGAGGGAUGCCUUCGCCAGAGCUCGUCAGUGAGAGGGAGGAAAUGGAAGGAACAAUUACACCCCCCAAAAGGACUUAUUACCAGGCGAGGCCUGUCAGGCUCUGUGGUGACUCACUUGCCUGGGUGAGCCAUGUUCGUUAGGCAUGAAACUGAAACAGGGAGGGACUCCCUGGCCUUGUCCAAUAAGAAAUGACCAUUAUUGUUUUCCCGCUUCAAAACGGUUUGCCCAACUGAAAAUGACUCGGGGUCAGGAUGGAGAUGACGGAAAAGUGAGAAACAGCAAUGGGUUUGUACAGCAGGAUGGAUCAAGUCAAUGUACCACACUACACGAAUAUGGACUAAUGUUGUAACAAGAAGACAAGACACUAAAGGACAAUCUGAGGCAGAUUUUCUUUUUUUAAAACAGUACAUUCAUAAUGACGGCUAUUAAUUUAGUGUUUUUACUAAGAUGGAAAAAAAUAUAGCAUCCCAAAUUGCACCCUAUUCCCUAAUAUAGUGCACUAAAUGGGUAAUGGAAUGCAAUUUGGGAUGCACCCCUGGUUCUGUGAACAACAGUGUAUAAGAGUUGUUACUGGUUCCCUCUCAGGUGAGAGAGGGGAAGUCCCGGGGCUCGACUGAAUCCAGUCUGUUGUAGCAUCAAGGUAAUUUCCUGUUGAGAGCAACAUUUACCGUGAAGGAAGUCUACGCUAUAAUGCUGACUGAAUGUAGCCUCUGGUUCCGUUUGUCCUGUAGAUAAGAUGUGCUGUUUACAAAGUUCAAAUUUUCAAUCCAACACUUUUUAUAUAUUUUUUAUUUAAAAAAAUGCAGGUUCUCUGGA